Molecule: messenger RNA, 1101 nt
Organism: Zophobas morio
Lineage: Eukaryota; Metazoa; Arthropoda; Insecta; Coleoptera; Tenebrionidae
Exons: 5
Coding region: 105-947 (280 amino acids)
Biological process (GO): plasma membrane phospholipid scrambling
Cellular component (GO): plasma membrane
Molecular function (GO): phospholipid scramblase activity
Source: RefSeq, a predicted model, not a curated record
AUGUCAGAUGUGGAUAAUAUCGAUCAUCACAAUUGUCUAAAAAUUCGAACCAAACACUUCUUGUUUAAUGAGCUCAAUUGAAGAUAAUAAAAUAAAUAAAUAAAAUGUCAAUUACUAAGGUUAGUCAUUCUGGAGUAUAUGAAGAUCCUCCUCCUCCUUAUGAAUCUUUACAAGCAGUUUUAAAUCAACCAAUGCCUUAUGGAAGUGCACCAGAUUUUACAAAUCUGGCGACUCCCUCUUUUGUCGUUGCCUGUCCACCAGGACUCGAAAAUCUUCGUGAACUCGACCAACUCACUAUCGAAAAUGAACCAACCGAUUUUUUUUGUUGUUGUUCGGAUGAACCCUUCUUCACAUACAGCGUAAUAAACAACUUCGACCAAAUCCUUUUUUCGAUCUCACCAGUGAACAGAACUUGUACGUCUUACGACAUACAACUCUUCGAUAGUUUUGGAAACCCAGUAGUCCUCUUCCAAAGAUGCAGAGAGUGUUGUUCUGGCUUAAGAUUUGAAGUCAUCCAUACGCUUGGUACGCUAAUAGGUACCGUAGAGCUGGGAGGCGGAAUUUUUAGCAGUGUUUACAUCGUUGGAGAUGCCAAUGACCAAACUGUUUUCAAGGUGAAAAGAAUCACGACGGCCGAAUUUUCUCCAAAUGGCAUUGAAUUCAGAAUUAAAUCGGCUGCUGAAUCUGUAGAAGUUGGAAAAAUUAUUAGGGUGUGGACUGGUCGGUGGAGUGCUCACCAUCUGUACAAAAUUAUUUUUCCACGGGAUUUAGCAGCGGAAAUGAAGGUGGCUUUGUUGGCCGCUUGGUACAUGAUUGUGGGUAUGUUUGUCGUUUUAAAUUGGAGAUGUAAUUAUUUGUUUAUAGGAAGAAAUAUACCAGCAGUAUCAGGAGAGGGAGCACCGACGACGCCGAUACCGACGUCACUAAGACAGAGUUCCCAGGACUAAAGGAUGUGUGAUAUUAAUGUGUUACCGUGCUUCUUUGAAUGUAUUUUUUUAUAUUCACUGAAUUUUAUAUAUAGAUAAAUAACUCAAAAAUUAAAUAAUAUAUUCUGUAUAGUACAUACAUGUAUUUUUAAUAAAGGUAUCUUAAAUCAAAUAA